AUGCAUCUGGAAAUUGCGGCUGCUGUUGACUUCCUCAUGAAGGUUUUUAGCCUGAAGAAGACUCUGAAGUCAGAGCAGCUGGACUCCCUGGGAAAGAAUCUGGCCUGUUUACUGAAUGACCGGUAUCGGGGACAUUGGCACCCUGACAAGCCUGCCCAGGGCCAGGCCUAUAGGUGUAUUCGCAUUAAUUCCUGGCAAUAUGUGGAUGAGUCCCUGCUUCAGGCUUGCACGCACUGUGGUAUAGAAUACUCAAGACUUCCCCUCCCAGAUGAAAUUACUAUUUGGAUUGACCCAUUUGAAGUUUGUGGAAGGCUUGGAGAGCACACUGACUACUUCACAAUAGCUACAUUUCAACCAGUUACAAAUGAAGAGCCAGCUUCCCUCUCAGGUCUCUAUACAGAACGUGAAACAUCUGACUAUUCCUCAGAUGGACCAUCCUCUGAGUCUGUUUCUGAGAACUCAUCAGACGAUGAAACAUCAGGAGACAAACCUGAGAAGGUUGAAGUGGUGGUUCCACCCAACUGUGCUAGUCCUGAUGAAGCUAUUGACUCUCCUACAACUUCCACAGCUGGGACCCCAGUAAGUGAACUGUUGGCUGCAGACCAGGAGAUGGAUGGCACAGAUGCAAGUGAUGCCCAAGAGGCUACAUAUGUGUGA
Nanorana parkeri is the source of this 657-nucleotide messenger RNA. RefSeq names its product maternal B9.15 protein-like. The coding region runs from base 1 to 657 and encodes 218 amino acids. Lineage: Eukaryota; Metazoa; Chordata; Amphibia; Anura; Dicroglossidae. The transcript has 4 exons. Gene Ontology annotation, biological process: negative regulation of mitotic cell cycle; negative regulation of cell population proliferation. Gene Ontology annotation, cellular component: nucleus; cytoplasm. The record is from RefSeq and is a predicted model, not a curated record.